GUGUACCUAUUUUUUGGUGUCACCCGCGGCUGUCGCAUCUUUCUAAUUUUUGGCUCUCGCCUUGGUAGGCCGUGUAAUUUCUACUUGAUUCCGAGUAAAUAUCUGUUGACAAUUUUGCUUUUUACUUCUUCUUGCUAGAAAUAGCAACAAUGGCUGCAACUGUGUUGAAAAUUGAAGCGGACGCUGCAGAAACUUGCUGCGUGUGUGGUGCGACCGGUGAGUUGUUCACACCCGAAGAAUUCGAUGCCGGCGCGCCGCCAAUGCAGCUCCCGCUGAGGGCAAUGCUGCUCCACCUCAACAAUAAUAAAGUGGUUCCUGAUGGGCGGUUGUGCGGCAACUGCGCGCAACGGGCUGCAGAAGCAUACGAGUUCAGCACGGCACUGUCGACGCGCAGCGCGCCUCCGCUCAGCGAGAAGAUCCGCGCAUUACGGAGGAGAUUGCACGAGUUGACACAGAAGAUUGACGUUUUCAUAGUCGUUGGAGGGCCUGGGGCCGGCAGCAAUAACGCUUACAGCGAAGAGGACAUUAUUAUGGUGGAGAAAGACGCUCUGGCCGCGGCCACGGCCGCCGACGACGAGGACUUGGAGCAUGCCAAAAAUGCAAAGGGAGAUACCGUGUAUCAGUGUUCAGUUUGCCCUAUGUCGUUCCAGCGCGCGGCGGAGUACCGCGCGCACCUGGCGUCGCACCCCUCGGACGCGCUGCACUCGUGCUGGACGUGCGGCGCGCAGUUCGCGCACCGGCAGGCGCUGCACGAGCACGCGCGCGACCACCAGCAGCUGCACCACCUCAGCUGCCACCUGUGCGACACCACCUUCGCCAGCCAGUCGGAGCUGCGGCGCCACGAGCCCGCCUGCGCCGCGCGCUGCCCCGCCUGCGCCGAGGAGUUCCUGUCGCGCCGCGAGCUGGGCGCGCACGCGGCGGCGGCGCACGGGCGCGGGGCCGCGCCGCCGCUGCUGUGCCCGCUGUGCUUCCGCGCCUUCCGCUCGGCCGACCUGCUGUCGGCGCACGCGCUGCGCCACCGCCAGGCCAAGCAGUUCGUGUGCGGCUACGGCGACUGCGUGCUGCGCUUCGCCACCAGGGGCAACCUGAUGGCGCACAUCCGCAAGGCGCACGCGGCCGAGCUGCCGGCCGAGCCCGCGCCCGCGCCCGCCGCCGCGGAGGUGCCGUGCCCGCGCUGCGACCGCACGUUCGCGUCCGGCGCGGCGAUGAAGCGCCACGCGCGCGUGCACCGCGGCCUCGACGCCGACCGCGAGCGGCCCUUCCGGAUCGAGGAGAUCGUCGAGGGCGCGGAGGGCGCGGAGGGCGACGACAUGGACGGGGAGGUGGAGUACCUCGAAGUGGAGACGCUCGAGGAAGCCGAGGAGUACGACACCAAGCCCGACCUCGCCGCGCUGCAGUAGCGACUGCCGCUCGCGGACAGUACCCUGACUGCGUUUCUAGCCCGAAGAAGCGCCGGAGCGCUGACGGUUGAACGGUUGGCAUGUUCCCCCCGGUGCGUGGAAGGUAGCUUGGGGGGUUAUUUCUUUAUAUUUUUUACAAGAACAAUUCCAAAGAAGGAUGACGAAAGCUGACCCAAAAUCGACGAAGAGUCGUUCGAGGACUUUGCUAGUAUCAUUUUAUGUUUUAGUUUAUGCCUAAUUAUUAAUAUAUUUUUAGAAGUCGAGAUUAAAGAAAUUGUAAAACAAUGUAUUUUAAAAUAGAUGCACAACGCAAUUGAUUCAGUUUGA
Molecule: messenger RNA, 1727 nt
Organism: Hyposmocoma kahamanoa
Lineage: Eukaryota; Metazoa; Arthropoda; Insecta; Lepidoptera; Cosmopterigidae
Product: zinc finger protein 668-like
Exons: 7
Coding region: 150-1400 (416 amino acids)
Biological process (GO): regulation of transcription by RNA polymerase II
Cellular component (GO): nucleus
Molecular function (GO): RNA polymerase II cis-regulatory region sequence-specific DNA binding; DNA-binding transcription factor activity, RNA polymerase II-specific
Source: RefSeq, a predicted model, not a curated record